Pocillopora meandrina is the source of this 4315-nucleotide messenger RNA. Lineage: Eukaryota; Metazoa; Cnidaria; Anthozoa; Scleractinia; Pocilloporidae. The record is from the annotation of a GenBank genome assembly.
CAUUGGGAAAUGGAGUUGUGAAGAUAGUUGAUUAAUGAUUAAUGCUGACGUACGUUUGCUGGUGAGAUCUUAUUGUUCGGUGUGUUUCGACAAGUACUCUGAUGGUUCUUUCACCAUAUCAUCUAUAACUAACAUUUCACUUGCUAAAUGCUAUUAUUUUAAGUGUAAGAAUAAGCGCUGUAGUUUAGGGAGGGAAUUCAGCGUGGUGUAUCAGUUCGUAACAACCAUCUCCAACCACUCUACGGAGUGAUCGAGCCUUUUCGCUUCUGCAUGUUAAUCAGCUCGUCAAUGAAAGGUAAUUGAUAUUUCUAUAGUUAUAUAACAAUGUUGCGAUCCAAAAUUGUUUCCUUUCGCUCUUUCUCGUUCUCUCUUUAGCAACCCAGCUACACGAGGAAUUAUCCAAGAAAAGAUAUGCAAGCGACGUUAUCGAUUUGUUUAUUGAUCUUCGGCGUUUGUUUGCAAGUUAGUAAAAUUAUUUCCGUGCCUGUCAGUUUAGUCUAGUAAUUAAAGCGUGACCUGCUGAGUAAUCAACAAACACGCUAACAGUUAUUUUGUACGUUGAGCUGACGUGUUUCAACUACAUUCGAGUUAACGUCAUCCCGCUAGAAAAAAAAUUGUUGUUACUUCUUUGAAGACGUUUGUGAUUAUGAAUUACUGUAGUGUAAGGUAGUAUGUAAACUAUAGUUUCAUCGAAUGAAGUCUGUGAAAGGAAAAAUUACCGUUUGGAAAGGGGAAGGAGAAAACACAUAUUAACUGAAGGAUGGUUGUAUUCACCUAGCUAGGGCCUUUCCUAUCAUGUCUGUUACUAUCAGACAUGUUUGGACGUACUUUUACAUCCCUCUGAGAUUAGAAAGGCCUACUUGUUUCCUGAACUCAGAAAGAAAAUUCUAAGAGUAGAUGAUCAAUAUAAUUUCGUUUGAACCUCAUACUCAAGAGAGAAAAUAGGAUACAAAAAUAUGUUUGAGCUGUUUGAGACACCUUGAGAGUUCUUGGAGAAUGUUAUUAAAUUACUAGGUCCUCUAUGAAAGGUCCUGGAACUCCCAGUAAAGAAAAAUCUUGUGCCUUAGAAGUGUGAAAAUCUUGUGACUUAGAAGGGUGAAAAUUAUUUUUUCUCGCAUCCUACCCAUCAAUCUCUGAGUGAAACAAAUUGUGGGCAACAGUUUAUAGUUUUAUGUUUUAAACCCAUUUAAUUUGAUUAUGCUCUUUUUGCUCUGUUAGGGAGAUUUCUGUGAAAGUAAUAAAAUAUGUCAUGGAAAGCAAUACACUGUUAAAAGUGCUGAUGGAAACUUUGAAAAAUGUCAGCCUUGUGGAGUCUGCAAUGAGGGAUGGGGGCUGGAACCAAAAUGUGGAAGUACUGUUAUAAGCCCUGUGAAUGAAACUUAUUGCCAGCGUUGCCAUGAUGGAAUAACAUAUUCUGACACUUAUGACUCUUCUCCUUGUUAUAUGUGUCAGCACUGUGCAGAACAUGAGAUUGUAAAAACAUCCUGCACAAGUGAUACAAACACCAAAUGCAGUGGAACUUGUGAAUAUGGUUAUUACUAUAAUGCUCAGGAUGCAUCGCAUGCAUGUCAUGAGUGUUCUCAUUGUUGUUCUGAUGGAAAAGAUGAGAUACAAGCAGAAUGUGUAAGACAUGGCCUUGAAAAAAGACACUGCAGCCUACGAAUGGAUACAAACUGUGGUCCUACCAUAAAACCUUCAAUUAGCAGCAAUACUGGAGAUUCAGGAAAAUUUAAGCCAAUUUACAUCCUGUAUAUUUGUAUUGGUGCACUUGUUGGUGUAGUAAUUUUACUUGUUGCAGUAUUACUUAAAAGAAGAAAUGCUGGUCAAAAUAACCUGUCAGUGGACACCAAUCCUGAGCAGGGUAUUAAGCAGCAUGAGGCCCAACCAAUGAUUCACAUAAAUGGACGUGCAGACCCUCAGCCUGACAACAGUAAUCUGACAACUCCAACACGUAAGAAUUCAAUAGCUACUGAUUAACAUAUAAGGUGCCAAGUCAAAGCUAUGAAGAGAUACUGAAUACAUUACGCUAUCAUUAAUUUUCUCUUGCAAUUCUGAGUCCUAAAUAAUUAUUCAGCACCAUAAAUUUAAAACACUGUAUGAUGGCCUUAGUGUGAUCCAUUAAUGAUAUGUGGCCAUCUUAGAUGAUGAGUGCACUUUGUUACAUUUUCACUUGUUUUGUAUCUCUCAAAUCUAAUUUUAUACUACAAAGGUGGAGUCCCUGUGCAACCUGAUUCCUCAUUGAAGGGUAUGCAUAGUUGCAAACAGCAGGCAUGAUGCAAUAUUGAUAAUGUUGAGAUGUAAGGCUUGCCAUUGAUGUAUACUUUAACUAGAAACAUACAUUAUUUAAUGUUCCCAAAUGUUUUCCAUCACAGAAAGUGGAAAAUACAACCAUGAGUCUACACAAGUUUCCAGUGGCACUACACUUCACCCAGUUGUCUCUGAACUGAAUCCUGGUUAUGCUCAUUCCAAUGCAGGAACACCUCAUGUGUCACCCAAGGGAACACCUGAUUUAUCCAGGCAGCAGGAUGGUUUGUAACUUCAUAUCAUAUACAUAAAACAUAGCCAAACUAUGUGUCAAACUAUGAUUCCUUGCUUUUAAACGAACCUUAAAUACUCAAUUCCAUAAUGUUUUGUACUAUUGACUAUAGGGCAGAUAAAAAUUAUCCAGCAUCCUACAUCUCAAAAACAAACAGAAAGAUUGCGUGUGGAAUUCUCAUGCAAAUGUGAGGUACCUAGUGGAACUCAAGUUUUGUACCAGUGGUUCAAAGAUGACCAAGAACUUGAGGGAAAAACCUCGGACACUCUCCUCUUGGAUUCUGUUAGAAUGCAAGAUUUUGGGUGGUACAGAUGCCAGGUUUCUUGUUCAGGUGACACAAGAAAGGAACCGGUUAAGUCAGGACCCGCAGAAUUGAAUGUUACUCCAUGCCUUGGAAAAAGUGAGAAUUAUUGUUUUGUUUGUUUGGUUUUUUUUUUUUGUUUUAUAUGAAACUCAAAUCAAUGAGCCACUGAUAUGGGUUUUUCUUAGCUGGUGAAAGAAAAGGAUUGAAAUUCCUUACUCAAGAUGGAGAACUGGGGAGUCAUCUACCCUCCCAGCUGGUAUCUGUAUCCUGAAGUGAUUGGGAGUGCUGUCUACUCCCCAGGGAUGCUGGUCGAUGUCCUGCCGAUUUCACCCCCUACAUGUUUAUUUCGGCACGCCCGAAGUAGCUUAUAUUGCUGCUCUACCUUCAGUUAAAAACUUCUCAUAAAUGAAGAGGGGACAUGGGAACCUUAAGACCCCCUUUUAACAUACUUACGGCAAUCUUAAGGCCUCCCUCUAACAUCCCUUCGGGCCCUUGUUCCCUUUCUGGUUUGUUUUCUCAGUGGUUUUCCUGUUGCGGUUUUUUCCCUCGACUCAGGCCCGGUCUAAAAGUAGAACUUUUGGUGAACCGUUCUCAGACUGUAAACAUGGAAAUUUUCCUUACUACAGCCCCUACUCUCAGUCACGACACGCGAUAUUUUGGCCUGGGAUUGCAUUCCUUUUAGGGUCUCAUUUCUCUCUGACUCACAGCUGGACAUAUGAUUCCAUUUUUGUGUUUGGUUCCCGUUCUUCUGUAGCUGUUGUUUGGCACUGAAUAUCGUAUUUUUUUGCCCAACAGAAUUAAAGACUCUACGAGAGCUCAAAUUUGAUACAAAAAAUCAAGUUGCUAUGCUUCUUGAGAAUACAGCUCCAGGUGUUGGUGGAUGGAGGGAAGUAGCUCAUCGCUACGGAAUGAAUAAGGAUUUAGUGAAAAAUUUGGAGACUAAACAGGACCCUGGAAAGCAGGUUAUGGACUUUCUACAGGCAUCUAAACCGGAUUUACAAGUUUACAGCUUUUGCAAGACACUCAAAGGAAAAAAUUGCUUCAAUAUUGUAAAAGUCUUAGAAGACGAGCUAGUUAAUUAGUGACUCAAAGAUCAGAGUGCCCUAACGCCCUAUCGUCUUUUCCGACGGUUAUCGAUCACUUCGUCGACAUGUCAACUCGCCGACACCAUUACUCAAUCCAGUCUUUCCACAACUCUGUUAUUCCGCUCAACUAUCACUGUUGAGAGGAAAUGUUUCAUGGUUCGUCGCGCGUGGUAGCCACGAACUGCCUCAUUUGGUCUUAUUGUCACAAAGAUGUAAAUAGGCCACUGUUCGUGCAUGCGUCAGGAAUAAAUCUUUAAUUGCAGGAGAUAAAAAGUGUUUUGCCCAGGUGCGUUGUUCUAGAUGUGACAGUUAGUAUGAUCGGUGAGAUUUUAGCACGGGUCGCUUGUGUUUUUAUUAUACAAUUUUACUAAUAAAGUACAUGUAAACACA